Molecule: messenger RNA, 5072 nt
Organism: Mytilus californianus (California mussel)
Lineage: Eukaryota; Metazoa; Mollusca; Bivalvia; Mytilida; Mytilidae
Exons: 4
Coding region: 52-1071 (339 amino acids)
Source: RefSeq, a predicted model, not a curated record
UCCGGGAGAGAACUUGUUCCGAAGAAGAAGAAAAAUGAUGAUGUCAAAAUCAUGUUUUUAACCUUUUUACCCAUUUAUGUUAAAUAUUUGACUUUGAUAUGGUACAUUAAUGGUCACUUUUGCCAAACAGCUCCAACAGACAGCUCAUUUGCCACUAUUGAUUUAAUUGUUAAACCUCAUUCUGGAGAAAAUGUGCAAGAUACACCAGUCAAGGAUACCUAUUCUACUUUAAGAAUGGAAUACAAUCAGGAGACAAAAUGGCCAAUUAUCAAUAUUGAAACACAAGCUCAACUACAUUUAACCCAGAUCAUAAUGAUGUGCAAUAUACUGAGAAAGAGAACACAAAGAACAGAUCAAAGAGUGUAUGAUAAUUGUUGUACAUAUCGUCAUAGUGAUAGUUUAGAACAAUUUUAUGAACUUUUUUGUUCUUUAUGUGUUCAGCAUUUUAAUGAUAUGCCACAGUUUAUUAAAGGCGUAUGUAUAAGUAAUAAAAAUGAAUUAAAUAAUUUAAAAUCUGAUAAAUAUUUUGAAAUAUAUAAUCAAAUGAAAAAGCGGAAAGAUCAUCUGAAGAAAAAAGUUAAAAGACAAACUACCAAUAAAGGAAAGGAAAAUGUACAUAUCAGAAAGAAUGAAAUAAAAUUCAAUAAUACAGAAGUUACUACAGACAAUAGUUUACAUGUUUCAAAAAGAAGUAUGAAUGACACAGGGAACUCAACUAUUCCUGGUAUGGCAGACUGGGAGGCUAUUUUACAGAUGGAAUACUCUAAAGACCCACAGUGGGCCCUGGUAUGUGUGGUAUUUGUUGUUACCUUAGUAUUAGUAGGUGUAUGGUACUGUGGGAUGUGUAAGAACAAACACACGGAAUACAUUGAUCCAGUAGUUACACAUAAUCUCAAACCAGAGUUUGUUAAAGAUGUAGUGAUGCGUAAAGCAAGAUUUCUGGCAUGGUUCAAGUAUUUAAAAAGUAGAAGAAAGCAUGAACAGCAGAAAGCUGAAACUGAAGCCUUGUUGUCUUGUAGUCAUGGUAGUGAAGAAGAUCUUUUUGAUCAAACAGAUAUGUCUGCUUUUUAGGGCAUUUAAUGUUUAAGAGGGGUAAAAGAAUUAAGAAUUAUACUAUUUAAAACAUCUUACAUUAUUAUAUUAUACAUUUUAUUAAAUAAUGUAUAUUAACUGAUGUUACAUUUUCAGUUAACAAAAAUGUGAUACCUUAUUUUCAGUUGGUUUUUGGGCUCUCAGCUUAAUUUAAAAGAUAAUAAAUACGAAAUUUAACAGGAAAUCCCCAAAAAUAUUGAACAGUAGGUAACAUAUAAGAUCAACCAACAUUACCUGUCCUUCUAGUUAAUGCCAAUUCAGAAAUAAACAUACGUGCUGGUUGAAAGGCCUUUUAAUUUAUUUUCAUCAAUGUAUAAAGUUGAUUAUUUCUGUAUUUCUUAGAACACAUUUUUUUGCAGAUCAAAAUAUGAUUUAAUGUGCCUUAAUACUUUACAACUAAAUAUCUGAAAUAUCCCCUUAGUCAUCAGUGAUAUUUUAAAUUUUAUAUUGUGAAUUCCAGAAUGACAAUGUUCAUUUAUUUAUUUUUCUUCUUUUUUCACCUGAUUACAUGGUCAGGCUAAGUUUCAGGAAAGUCGGUGACUGUGCGUGCUGACCCCCUAUAUGAAAUGGUUGGUGGUUACAGAGAAUUGCACUCAAUUAUAUCUAUUUUGAGAUUUCAUCAAAACUGUAAAAAACUAAUUGAUGAAUAUUAUAAAUAUUGAAAACCAUUACUAGUCUCAUCAUACAUGUACUAUUUUAACGUUAGCAGAAAUGUUAUAUCAAUUGUUUAGCAGGUCAAGACCACUAGAAUUCUGUCGUCAGAAUACAUUUGCCUAGUAAUUCAGCAAAUACAAAAUGUAAACAUGCCCCAUAGAAAUUAACCAAUCAACACACUGAAUAACAUUGCAUUGUGGGCUUUUAGGAGUUGAUUAUCAUUUCACAAUUGUUGGACAUGGUAAAAAAGUGUCUGGGGGGGGGGGGGGGGCCUUGGUAGCCAAGUGGUCUAAGUAGUUCAGCUAAUAGUUCACGAGCCUUUCAACACUGAGGUUGUGAGUUUGAACCCUGCACUUAUCUGGUGCAUUCAACUUCAAUCUUAUUUGACUAGGAUUGUCAGUUUUCCUACUGAAGGCCGUGGUUCCUCUCCGGUCACUCCAGCUUCCUCCAUCAACAAAAACUGACCGCCAAUAAAUAGCCAAUAGUGCUGAAAGUGGCCUUAAACACCAAUCAAUUAAUUAACCAAUCAUAAAGAGUCCUUUUUGUUGCGCCUUCAACAUUUUGUUGCAGAAGCGACAUAGUUGUCCUUUAUUCUGUCGUUGGAAUUGUUGUUGUCAACAUUUAUGUUCUGUCUGCAGUUAAAUUUUUUUUUCAAAAUCAAUAACUUUACUUACUGGGAAAAAAAAUUAGAUCCCAUAUAUGUAUAUAAUUGGAUUUGAAGAAUGAAAAUAUAAGUGAAUUAUACAAUUUUUCAGUUGCAUCAACAAACAUGGCCACUGGUGCUCAAAAUAAAACAGGGGUAAGAUACAAAUACUAUAAUAGAAAGAGAGAAAGUGUAAAAGCAAACAUAUUCAGUAAAAUAGGAUCUACAAAUAACCAGAAUAGCACAAUCUUCAAUUGAUCCCUAAAAGAGUUAUUGUACAUUAAGAGGAUUUUAGCUGUUUUUUUCAAUAAAUCGUAAUAGAUAGAGAUAAACUGUAAGUAGCAAAAAUGCCUUAUUAUUUCAAACAUUGGGUUAAAAUCGGAAUUUUUAAACAUACCUAUAUUUAAUCAUUAUUCAGAAUAAUACAGUGUGGUUAAAAACUAAAGGAACGCAUGAGAAUAUAACCAUUCCUGUUCCACCUAUGAACAUAAAUUAAGUAAAAGUAAACAGAAUGUUGUGGACCUCAGUAACUUUAUUAAACAUUAAAUUAUUUUCAAUUUAUUCAAACAUUUAAUUUUACUUCGUUGAUAAAUAAUAUAAAUUUCAAUGUUGUAAAAUCCAAUGUUUGAAUAAAUUGUUGGUUGAUUAUAUAAGUUUCAAAGUAGUAAAAUAAAAAGUUUGAAUAAAAUGCAAAUUAUUCUAUUUUUACCCUAAAACAAAGUCAAGAAAUAAUUACAACACCAUGGUAAACAUAUGACACUUACGGUAUGCAAGUAUGCAGACAAUUCAGAAAUUUUCAAGGAAUAAAAGUAUUUUGUUGCUCUUCAAUACAUAAAAAGAUCUUACAGUGACCUAUACUAGAUUAUAUCCAUGUCUCUUUGGCAAUCAUACCACAUCUCCUUAUUAUAAGCCGUCAAUUUUUGAUGGGACGUAUUAUGGUAUACAAAUGUCCGGUGUCCGUCCGUCGGUCCGUCCGUCCGUCUGUCCGUCUGUCUGUCCGGCGUAAACAUGUCGCACCGUAACUUGAGAAUGACUUAUCCAAAUUUCAUGAAACUUAACAUAGUUGUUUCUUAUGAUGGUCAAACGAUCUGUAUACUUUUUGGUGAAAAUAAGAUUAAAACUUUUUGAGUUACGGGACUUAGUAACUAAAACUGGUGUGUGUUUUUUUUCACAUGUCGCGCCGUAUCUCAAAAACAAUUUAUAAUUAUUGCUUAAAACUUUACACACUUCUUAGCUAUAUUAAUCUUAAGAUCUGUAUACUUUUUGGUGAUGAUUCAAAAUUUUAUUUUAGAGAUAUUGAGUAUUUUGUUAAAAAAGGGGGAGGGGUUUUUCACAUGUCGUGCCGUAUCUCAAAAACAGUUUAUGAUUAUUGCUUAAAACUUUACACACUUCUUAGUUAUAUUAACCUUAAGAUCUGUAUACUUUUUGGUGAUGAUUCAAAAUUUUAUUUUUGAGUUAUUGAGUAUUUUGUAAAAAAAGGGGGAGGGGUUUUUCACAUGUCAUGCCGUAUUUCAAAAACGAUUUAUGAUUAUUGCUUAAAAUUUUACACACUUCUUAGUUAUAUUAAUCUAAAGAUCUGUAUACUUUUUGGUUUUGAUUCAAAUUUUAUUUUUGAGAUAUUGAUUUUUUUUUUAAAAGGGGGGUUUUCACAUGUCGCGCCAUAUCUCAAAAACGAUUUAUGAUUAUUGCUUAAAAUUUUACACACUUCUUAGUUAUAUUGAUCUAAAGAUCUGUAGACUUUUUGGUUUUGAUUCAAAAUUUUAUUUUUGAGAUAUUGAUUUUUUUUUUUAAAAGGGGGGGUUUUCACAUGUCGCGCCGUAUCUCAAAAACGAUUUAUGAUUAUUGCUUAAAAUUUUACACACUUCUUAGUUAGUAUGUCCGUCUGUCUGUCCGGUGUAAACAUGUCGCACCGUAACUUGAGAAUGACUUAUCCAAAUUUCAUGAAACUUAACAUAGUUGUUUCUUAUGAUGGUCAAACGAUCUGUAUACUUUUUGGUGAAAAUAAGAUUAAAACUUUUUGAGUUACGGGACUUAGUAACUAAAACAGGUGUGUGUUUUUUUUUCACAUGUCGCGCCCCAUCUCAAAAACAAUUUAUGAUUAUUGCUUAAAACUUUACACACUUCUUAGUUAUAUUAAUCUAAAGAUCUGUAUAUUUUUUGGUUUUGAUUCAAAAUUUUAUUUUAGAGGUAUUGAGUUUUUUGUAAAUAAAAAAGGGGGAUUUUUGCCUGUCACGCCGUAUGUCAGAAACUAUUUAUGCUUAUUGCAUAAAAAUUCACACACAAGACGAUGGGCGUAUCAUGCGCUCAUGGCGCAGCUGUUUAUUUUUAUAUUGAUAUGGAAUAAGUUAAAGUUUCUUGUAGGUUUAAAUCUAAUGGUGUAUAAUAAUAUAUCAUAUCAGCUGAGACAUAUAAUUGUACUAUAUGUCUCUAAUAACAUAUACAUUUAGUUAAUAUACAUGUAUUUAGCUGAUAAAUUAUUUAGAUUGUGAAAGAAGUUAUAUAAUAAACUGUUAUAUAUAUAUAUAGUCAACAUAGAAUUGACCAAAGAAAUGUAUAUUUUGUUGAAGAAUAUAUUUAUGAAAAAAAUGCUUUAUUUUUGUUUUAUUUAUCCACCGAGUUGAAUGGAAAAGAAAGUCAGAACAAAUGUAUUUCAAUGAUAUUAAAUCAGCAACUUUGUAAGCAG